AAAUAAAAUUAUGGACAAUUGAUCACGAUGUAUUAGCUCAAGGACUUGAAUCUGAAAGUACCUUAAAAGAUGAAAGUACUGAGAUAAAAAAAUUAAUCAAUCUCUAUGGGAAUAUGCAAAGAACGUAUUAUUACACUCAAAUUUCACCCAACUGGGUGUCCAAGAAAGAAAAGAAGCAAAAGGUUGAUGAUUCUAAUAUGGAUGUUGAUAGUGACUUGGUGGAAAUAAGUGCUAGUGACAUGAUAACACCUUAUCGAAUGGUUCGAACUGCUUCAAAAAUACGGUCUUUCGAUUUUUCCACCAAAGAUGAUAUUACAAAAUCCGGCUCGAUAGAGAUUCUUGUAUCUUUGACAAACAAUACACUCGAACUUUACGCAAUGGGUCUUCCCAUGAAGAAAAAAGAAAAAUUUCUAGAAACCGCUGAGCCAUCAAAGCUAUAUUCUGUUGACCUUCCUGGCCAUCGUAGUGAUAUCAGGACUUUAGCGCUAAACUCAGACAAUAAAUUAUUAUGUUCCGCAUCAAGAAGCAAUCUUAAGAUUUGGAAUAUGAGAACUACUUCAU
Racocetra persica is the source of this 561-nucleotide messenger RNA. The record is from the annotation of a GenBank genome assembly. NCBI's taxonomy places the organism in Eukaryota, Fungi, Glomeromycota, Glomeromycetes, Diversisporales, Gigasporaceae.